AUGCGUUAUUGCCCAAAUAUUCUUCUGUUACGUUUUAGAACGAUGGCAUCACUUGGCCGUGGAAAUACUACCAAUAAUGAAGCUGCGAGAAACGAUAACAAUUCAAAUAAUUUAGUACAUGGAAAUACAGAAAUUUCCACUGUUGAUCAACUAAAUGAACAAUAUCAAUUAAAUCAAAAUUUUGGUGAAAAUCCAUUGUAUGGUUCGUUACGUUAUAUUAAAAAAUACUAUAAACCAAGUCCAACAUGUUUUAAACGACAACUAUAUCAUCGUAUACCUUUUAUUGAAUGGAUACAAAAUUAUAAUCUAAAACAAUGGAUACUAUCAGAUAUUAUUUCGGGAUUAACCAUUGGAAUUGUGCAUAUUCCACAAGGACUUGGCUACGCAAUUCUGGCUGGUUUACCGCCUGUGACAGGUCUUUAUGUUUCCUUUUUUCCAGUUCUUCUCUAUGCUUUUCUUGGAUCAUCAAGACAUCUUUCAAUCGGUACAUUCGCUGUCACAUCAUUAAUGAUACUAGCGGCCAUAAAUAGUCGAAUUGGCACUCUAAUUCCACCAGACGAUACAACGAUCUCUUCAGCUUCUUCAAUUAAUACAACAUUUCCGAGCGGCACUUACGCUAAUCAGCUAUACGAAACAUCCGAACAGUUAGUAACUACCACCAUGACACGUUCGAGUACAUCAGCAUUAGAUACCCAUCAUUAUCUGAGUGAUAAACCGGAUGAAGCUAAAAUUAUGAUAGCAACAGCUCUCGCAUUCGUCGCAGGCAUUAUUCAUAUUGGAAUGGCUAUUUUACACUUUGGUUAUGUAACAGUUUAUUUAUCAGAUUCAAUUGUUCAAGGUUUUACUACUGGUUGUGCUAUACACAUAAUUACUAGUCAAAUACCACCGUUACUUGGAAUAAAAAUAAAAACAAUAGGAGGACAAUCAAAAAUUAUUAAGAAUUGGAUUGAAAUAUUCAAAAAUAUAAAGUAUUCAAAUGGUGCAACGGUGAUUAUCGGUAGUAUUAGCAUAGCGCUAUUUGCCGGUGUACGAGACCAAAUUAAUGAACGAUUUAAAAGCCGAAUGCCACUGCCAGUACCAAUUGAACUUAUUAUUGUUAUUCUUGGAACGGGAUUGUCGGCUGCGUUCAAUUUCGAUCGUAGAUGGAAAGUAGCAGUUGUUGGUACUCUGAGACUUGGUGGUUUUCCCAUUUGUGUUGCUCUGUCACGAUGUGCCGUUGUGGAAGGAACUGGUGGGAAAACACAGAUUGUUGGCAUAUUGGCGUCCAUUAUUGUUCUAAUUGUAAUAUUAGCCGUUGGUCCUGUUUUUCGGACACUUCCAAAUGCCUGUUUAGCUGCUAUUAUUGUUACAGCAAUGAAAAAUAUGCUGCUUCAAACAAAACAAUUGCCUGCUCUAUGGCGAACGAAUAAAUUAGAAUUUUUAGCGUGGAUGAUUACAUUUUCGGGCGUCGUUCUAUUAGAUGUUGAUUAUGGUUUAUAUAUUGGUGUUGUAGCAACCAUCUUACUAUUAAUUAUUCGUACUCAACGACCACAUGCAACAUCAUUAGGUUGUUUAAAAUCUGGUAUAUACGAAGAUAAAGGUGCGUAUCCCGGUGCUGCAGACAUUCCAAAUGUGAAAAUAUUCCGUUUUGAAGAAAAUAUUUAUUAUGCUAACAUUGAUGCAUUUAAAAAACUAUUUAUAAAAAAAAUUGAUUUUCAAGUGGAAGAUCAAUUGAAUUUGAUGAAUGAAGAACUUUUAUGUGUUGAACGUGAAUUCAAAGCUUCUACUCGUCAGGCUAGUAGGCCUAAUAAACAAUUGCAGUAUAUAAAACAACGUCUUCAAAGACAAGGUAGUAGUGCUAAUUCAUUAAAUAAUGAUAGAAAUAUGCUCAUGAAUGGAAGAGUAGCUAUGGAUGAUGUAAACUCGGAACAAGUGUUUACUAUAAACGAAGUAGGGAACAAUGUACAAGUGGAUGAAAUUCAAUUAGUCAAUCAAAUUGAGUUAAAGCCGAUUGAUAGAGAGAAGGAUAAAGAACAAAAAAUUGCAGAAAUUAAGAAAAAAUAUCGACCAAAGUUUGAAUUUGUUAUUAUUGAUUGUUCUCCACUGAAUUAUAUUGACAUAAUGGGAAUCAAAACUCUUAUUCAGGUAAGAAGCAUAGAUUUAAGGGAAAGCUCGGAUUUGUUUUAAAUCAUAGCUAAAGUCUGGCACUACAACUUAACAGAGCCCGAUUCUUCGAUUUCAGAAUUGACGUCAGAUGAAGAGAAAAUGUUUGAGAGUAGUUCAAUCAACAAAUUUAAUAUACCUGUGNAAAAUGUUUGAGAUCCUACACCCCAGUAAUUUCAUAUCGUGGCGUAAAAAUUCUGUAAAAAAUGAACUACAGAGAAAUUAAAAGAUCGGCCUCUGUUAAGUUGUAGCCCUACAUCUUAGCUACAUUUUAAAACCAACCUGAGCUCGCUAACGUUAAAAAUGGCAGAGAAAUCUGGGACGGACGAAGACCCAUUUUUGGACCUGAAUUGUGAGCUAGCUCUUGAUAGGUUUAAUAUCUCGAGCUGAAAUUUUUACUGUGAGGUCAUCAUACCUAGAUACACCAUCUCUGAAAGUUUCAUUAAGAUCGAAUGCUC
Molecule: messenger RNA, 2600 nt
Organism: Didymodactylos carnosus
Lineage: Eukaryota; Metazoa; Rotifera; Eurotatoria; Philodinida; Philodinidae
Source: the annotation of a GenBank genome assembly